Messenger RNA from Rattus rattus (black rat), 1825 nucleotides. It is a transcript of the gene Cd244, whose product is annotated as CD244 molecule. NCBI's taxonomy places the organism in Eukaryota, Metazoa, Chordata, Mammalia, Rodentia, Muridae. The transcript has 9 exons. Gene Ontology annotation, cellular component: external side of plasma membrane. The record is from RefSeq and is a predicted model, not a curated record. Gene Ontology annotation, biological process: natural killer cell activation involved in immune response. Bases 160 to 1347 code for a protein of 395 amino acids. Gene Ontology annotation, molecular function: MHC class I protein binding.
GUGCACAGCAGAAGUGAACAGCCUUGAGUUGAGGAAAUUGUGGCUGGACAGGCAGGGAGGUAGUUCUGCUGUGUCCUGCUGGCUGUUAGCUGCAGAGUCUAUUGACAUCAGAGCACCUGGAGGAGACAGGGGCCCCUUAGCCUGCUCUGUUCUGUGGGGAUGUUGCAGCAAACUGUCCUGUUGUCACUCUUCCUGCUCCUCAGAGCUCAUCAGGGCCAAGGUUGUGCAGGUUCUUCUGAAGAAGUGCUUGGUGUCUCAGGAAAGCCUGUCUGGCUGCGGCCUUCCAACAUACAAACAAAACAUGUUUUUAUUGAAUGGAUGAAGAAGACAGGACAUCAACAGACUCCCCGGAUCGUGACUUGGGAUACUACGGAUCCCAAAAGCUUUUAUAUGUGGUCUAGUGAUAUCUAUGGUUUUGAGUCUGAGGAUUUUGCUCUUAGUAUCAAGUCAGCUAAGCUAAAUGACAGUGGUCACUACCUGCUGGAGAUCACCAACCACCAAAGUGGAAAAGUGUGCACUAAAAACUUCCAGAUUCUUAUAUUUGAUCCUGUUGAGACACCUCACCUGACUGUCCAGUGGAAGCCCUGGGCUAACGGGACUUGUCAACUGUCUUUGUCCUGCUUUGUGCCCAAGGAUGACAAUGUGAGCUAUGCUUUGUACAGAGGGAGCAUGCUGAUCUCGAAUCAAAGGAAUGGUACCCACUGGGAGAACCUGACUGAUGCCAGCAGCCUGCACACAUAUACCUGCAAUGUUAGCAACAAGGCCAGCUGGGCAAACCACACCCUGACCUCCCCCCAGAGCUGUCAGAGUGUCCCUUCGAAAUUCAGUUAUCUGCCCUUUGUGGUAUCCAUCGGUAUCCUCGUUACCUUUCUUCUUGGGGCCAUCGCUUGCUUCUGUGUGUGGAAUAGGAAGAGAAAGCAGUCACAGUCCAUCGCUAAGGAAUCUUUGACCAUACAUGAAUACGUCAAGAACGCACAAGUCAGCAGGGACCAACAAGGACAUUUUAGGGCCUCUGGAUCUUCCUCAGAUGUUCGGGGAGAUGAGAAGGAACAAAGAGAAUCGGACAGACCUCUUUUCCAGGAGCAGAUGGCAGAGCAGAAAUCCCCUGAAGAUGGAGGCGCCAUGUACUCUAAGGUCCAGUGUAAGCCUUCUGCUUCCACAUCACAAGAAAAAUGUACAAUAUAUUCAGUAGUUGAACCUUCCAGGAAGUCUGGAUCCAAGAAGAGGAACCAGAACCCUUCCUUAAAUUGCACCGUGUAUGAAGAGAUUGGAAAGCAAUGGGUCAAACCUCACAACCCUGCCAGGCUGAGCCGCAGAGAGCUGGAGAACUUCGAAGUUUAUUUCUAGCUGUUGGAAGUGGUCUCAUCCUGUGUUACACAUCAGCAUUGACUUUGGAAGGGAGAGCAUCAAAUGAUGAUGAAUCUGUCUGUGUCUGUGGACCAGCUUCUAGGCUGGAGAGGAUGCCGUUAAUUGUGGUUUUAUUUUAUUAUUUUUCUUUUAGAUAGGAUCUGACAUAGCUCAGCAUGACCUGAAUUUGCUAAGUAGCCAAGGAUGACCUUAAACUUUUGAUCCUUCUGCCUAUACUUCUCAAGUUUUGGAAUCACAGGCAUGUACCACUGUAGAUGGCUUGGAAACAAUUUCUAAUAGCCACUGUAUGUCAAGGUUGUUAAAAAAGUCCCCCAAACUUAUAGAUCAGAUAGGAAUGGGUAGAGAGGUUGUAUUGGCCACAUUCUGAGCCAUUAUAACCUAUGAUUUAUGUUUUAUUUUAUUUUAUUAUCAAUUGUAUAAUUUAAAGUUAUACGCCACUGUAUAAAUGUGAAAUAGA